UUGUCCAUUGAGGGAACUAUCUGGCUUAAAAUUGUCAGGGGAUCCUUUGAUGCUAUCAUGUUUGCUGAGUUUGUCAAUGGGUUGCUCAAGAACAUGAACCCAUAUCCUGGAAAGAAUUCUGUGCUUGUGAUGGACAACUGUUGCAUCCAUCAAUCAGAGCUUAUUUGGGAGAUGGUCAAAGCUUGGUGA
Molecule: messenger RNA, 189 nt
Organism: Dacryopinax primogenitus
Lineage: Eukaryota; Fungi; Basidiomycota; Dacrymycetes; Dacrymycetales; Dacrymycetaceae
Exons: 1
Source: RefSeq, a predicted model, not a curated record